Didymodactylos carnosus is the source of this 1353-nucleotide messenger RNA. The record is from the annotation of a GenBank genome assembly. NCBI's taxonomy places the organism in Eukaryota, Metazoa, Rotifera, Eurotatoria, Philodinida, Philodinidae.
AUGGCUGACAUUGUAAGAAUGUCAUGUGAUUAUAAUAAUAAUUCUCGUGACACUAACAGUGGUAAUAUAAACGACAAAUUAUCAAAUGAAUCCAUCCCAUUUUCAAUACCAGAUGAGAGAUGGGCACCAUUAAAUAAACAGACAUUUCAAACAUUUUUUGAUAGUGAUGGACGUUUAGUUAAAGAACAUGAAUUUCGUAAAGCUGUUUUCAAAGGUGGCCUCAUACAAGAAUUGCGAGCAGAAGCAUGGAAAUAUUUAUUUUUAUUUUAUCCACCAUUGAUUUCUGCGCGUGAACAACAAACGAUUGAAACAGAACGACAGUUACGUUACCAAUUGAUGUGUGAACGAUGUUAUAAAGAAAUGCCUGAAAAAUUACGAUUAUCUGUCAUUCAUUCAUCCACCACAUAUCCAAAUGUACCACCAACAAACGCCUAUUGUCUUAUUCAACAAAGGAUUGAAGCAUAUAAACAUAAAUUUCAAUGGAAUGAUAUGAAUGAACAUAUUCAAUUGAUUCUAAAAGAUAUACCAAGAACAGAUCGCUGUUCAUCUAUUAAUAAUCAUAAUCGGUUAACACGUUUGCUAAUUACAUUUGUUUGUUAUCAUCCAUCUAUUGGCUAUGCUCAGGGUAUGAACGAUAUGGCACAAUGUUUUCUUAACGUUUUUACGUCUAAUGAACAUGAAGCAUAUUGGUGUUUUUCCUAUUAUAUCACACAAGCAGCCGAACAUUUUACUGAACAAGGUAUGGGUACGAAAAUAAAACUGUUACCGAAACUUGUGGAAAAAAUUGAUAAGGUAUUAUUUCAACGAAUUUGUGAAUUAAAUGUUGAAUUAUGGACAUUUUGUCAUCGCUGGUUAUUUUUAUGUUUUCGUCGUGAAUUUAUUGAGGAAGAAGAUACAUUAUUAUGUUUCGAAGUUGUUUGUAGUCAUUUUUUAGAAACAAAUUCAUUGAUGUCUGACCGUCUGUUACACGACUAUCAAUUGAGACGAUCAGAAAUUGAAGGAAUUUGUAUGACAACAAAAACUAAAAGUAAUGACGAACAGUACUAUUGUACAUUUGACUAUUUUGUCUGUAUAGCAAUGAUUGAAUUACUACGCUCAUGUUUAUUUGACUCUGCCGAUGAAUUAGAAGCUAUGGAAUUGAUACAAAAACAUCAAAAAACAUUAAAUGUUAAUCAAGUACUUAAUCUAGCUGAGAAAUUAUUCAAAGAUUAUUGUCAAAUAUUAACGACAAGCACUACGGAAACAACAGUGGAUUUAUCACCUGUUGAACAAUCCUAUCAAUUAAUCGAAGUAGGUGAUGAUAUUAUUCGAAAAAGUGUACCAAAAAAUAAGAAGUCAACGAUCAAAUCGUGA